CACAGUCGGCGUAUAAUAAAAAUAAAAAGCAAUCAUCGAGCAAGAGGGUGAUAGCGAAGAAGAGUCUGCAGUGCAACGUGAGGCCGUCAAGGACGACCUUGAUGACUCGCAAGUUCACGACGCCGCGAAAGACACAACUCGACGCGAUGCUUCACGCCGUACUUCGCUGAUUGUCAAGUGGCUGAGUAGGAUGGCAAACUUUCACCGUACUCGCGAAUAGACAGGUGUUUGACAUCGCCACGAGCGAAUACAUACCUUGUGGAAAAACGCGCGCGCGCGCGCACACUUACUUCGAAGUAAUCGGCGAUAGAAAAGUAAUAAAAAAUUGCAAAGAUGACGAUGUUGCAACAAUUUGCGGACUUGUUGAGCCUGAUAACGAUAGGCAUGUGUUUCGUAUUGAAAGUUCCGCAGAUAUUAAAAUUGGUUUCCGUGAAAUCAGCUGAUGAAAUGUCUACGCUAGGAUUAUUCUUGGAAUUGACUAGUUACACCGUAAUGACUAGUUACAACUAUACGAAUGGAUAUUCGGUGCUAUCAUAUCUGGAGUAUCCGAUAAUAUUAACGCAAGAAUAUAUAUUGAUAUUUCUGGUACUGAAAUAUUUGAACAGGAUCAACAUUUGGUCCUUUUUAUGCGCCGUUAUAUACUUUGCGCUGAGCGCUUCUUUGCUGUUGGAAAUUGUUCCGAAAAUUGUACUUACACUUCUAGCGCCCAUGUGUACUCCGAUCUCCGCUUCCAGCAAAGUCGUUCAAUUAUUGGCUAUACUUCGCGCUAAAAAUGCAGAGUCGGUGUCGCCCCUCACCUGGUUCAUAUCUGCUUUCACGAACUUGACGAGGGUUUUCACGAUAUGGAUGGACUCGGCCGACGUCCUGUUGUUGGGUAACUUUAUCAUUUCGGUAUUGUUGAGCUCCAGCAUCAUGUUUUCCGCCCUUUACUACAGAAGUCAUCCGUUGAAACGAGAUUAAAUGAAUGGAAAGUUUACAAUUAAUCUAGUCGCAAUCAUUAUCCCGUGCCAAAUUGACAAUUCACGGUGUGUAUAUUUUUUGAGAAUAAUGACGAUAUAUAUAUAUAUAUAUAUAUA
Messenger RNA from Nylanderia fulva, 1076 nucleotides. RefSeq names its product solute carrier family 66 member 3. The record is from RefSeq and is a predicted model, not a curated record. Lineage: Eukaryota; Metazoa; Arthropoda; Insecta; Hymenoptera; Formicidae.